Molecule: messenger RNA, 2057 nt
Organism: Labeo rohita (rohu)
Lineage: Eukaryota; Metazoa; Chordata; Actinopteri; Cypriniformes; Cyprinidae
Product: regulator of G-protein signaling 9-binding protein
Exons: 1
Coding region: 659-1387 (242 amino acids)
Biological process (GO): detection of light stimulus involved in visual perception; G protein-coupled receptor signaling pathway
Cellular component (GO): photoreceptor outer segment; neuron projection
Source: RefSeq, a predicted model, not a curated record
UCUUCCAGGAUGUGAGUGCUAGACUGGUUAUUUCACUGGCAAGCGUUUACUCGUAUUUAAGCUCGUAUCAGCGAUGACGGGCGAAUAACGGAUUGCCGCUGCCGCUGCCGCUGCCUUCUGAAAACUCAGCAUCAUCACCACCAUCACCGACAAACAAUACACGCCAACAACCACGGCGCGUUUAGAACGCGCAAGCGUUUGUUUACAUUCCGUUUUCGGAGAAUCCGUUUACAUUGCUCUCUCUCGGAAUGCCUUUGUGACGUCAUGGAGGUAGACGUUCUAUUUAGAGUUUUAAAAUGAACACCUGUUAUGUUUGAAAUGGCAUGCACGUUGCGCGAAAAGAAGAAGAGAGGCGACGUUUUAAAUUCAUGCGGGCAUGCUGAAGCCGUAUAAUCUCCGGCAGCGCAACUAAAGCCGUUUAGGGAUCCAUUUAGUGAUAAGCCCGACUGCUGCUGUCUGUCUGCAUCAACAGGGAACAUGGAUGGUGAGGAAUUUGCAAUGACGAGAGCGAUGAUGAUGAUGUUGAUGAUGAGUGCACUCGUAUGGCUGCUCUGCUCCCGUGGAAACUAAAAGACACUAUCAUCCAUUGUGCUUUUCACUAGCCUCGGGCUGUUUUGUGGAUUUUCGGUGAAAAACUUAUCCGUGUCUCUGCGCAAACAUGGGCAAAGACGAAUGCAAGACCAUGUUGGACGCGCUGAACAAAGUCACAGCUUGCUACAGGCAUCUGGUCAUCGCUUUGGGGAGCACAUCUGACUCCCAAAACCUGCGGGAGGAACUUAAAAAGACCCGAAAGAAAGCCCAGGAGCUGGCCGUGGCCAACAGGACUAAACUCACGGCUCUUCUAAAGGACAAAAGCAUCAGCAAAGAUGACCGAGCCGAAUACGAGCGCCUCUGGGUGCUCUUCACCAGCAGCAUGGAGCUCCUGGAGGUGGACAUGAAGCGAUCCUUGGAGAUCGGGCAGGAUUUUCCUCUCAAAGUGCCAACGAGACACCUCAUCCAGACAGGGAUGACCGGCAGCACCACUACCGUGGCGGCUCGGGCCAUGAGCGUCCAGAACAUGAAGUACGAAGCCGACGCCAACAUCGACACGGUGGACCUCAAAGAGCUGGAGACCGAGAUCGCUCAGGUGGACCAGAUGAUGGAGGAGAUGGAGAUGAAGGUCCAGGUGGCUCCGUGGGCAGUCGAGGCCAAACAAGAGGCGGGAGCCGAGUUGAAAUCCACCGUCAGUGUUGGGAAUUCAUCAGUUGGUGUCAUCUCGAUCUGCGAGGAGGAACCCAAAGAAACGGUGGAAGGAGAAACUGGGUUGAUGAAAGUAUUUGCAGGGAUCGUUUUCACCGCUGUUUUGCUCAUAGCUGGAAUUCUGGGGUAUCUAGUGAUUAAUCUAUAAUGGAUGAAGAUGUGUAUGUGGAUGACAGUGGCUCAGGGCUUUAGAUUUUCUUAUGGAGGAAGCAACACGUUGCUACCGUAGGCCUCUCGUGUGGAGAAAAGCAGAUCACCUCGAUGAGUAUUAGUAAAAAGCAUCAGUGUUUAAAGGGAAUAGCCAAAAGGAAUAAAAACUCCUUCAGUGGUGACUGGUUCCUCAACCUAUGAAGGUAAAAACUGGACAGAUUACAAACAAAAGUGGGAUUGUUUCAUAAAAGCUUUAAUUUUAGCUGUGAUCCUAAAUUGUCACUCUUUUGACGCAUCACUAACCGGCCGUUUCAUCGCUCGGUGAACACCUACAACCUGAAAAUGACAACUUUUGUGACCCUCAGCAGGUUGUGCAUAUUAAACAGGUAUUUGUUUCACAGUUUAUAUAAGUAGGUGACUUAUUUAAGGUUGCUCAUUGUGUUUCCUGACCUUCUGAGGAUUUACAUCAAGAUAUUCUUGUUAGUCCGUCUGCGAGCUAUUGGUUUAUGUUUCUGAAGAUGGCCCAUCUUUGACUGCCUGUACUCUUGAAAAUGGGCCUUAGGUGUAUUUUGAAAAAAAACAGUCUGCUAUAGUUUAUUUGUAUAUAUGAAUUGUAUGUUAAAUUAGUGUAUAUACAAUAUAUUUAUUAUAAUAAAUAAUUUAAACAA